ACGAUGGCAGAUUGUGGAAGUAACGAAGAAGUGGCUGUGAUCUUUAACACCGACAUCACUUCAACAGAAUCCGAGAACAACCUCAUAAACACGGUCGUACUUUUUAAAAUGCUCUCUGACAAACUUUCUCUUUCUUUAUAAUCCUGUUUUCACUAGUCAACACUAUCCCAACCAGGCCGAACGUCACGUUAGCUACGUUAGGUGGAGUUCACGUUUUGUGACAUGAUCAGUUUAGACUCCUCCAUUCACCUCCUCACAAAGCUUCGUCUUUGAAGCGAAAUGUAGCGAAGUUACAACGUUACGAAGUGAGCUCGAGUUGUGUUUGCUAGCACGGGUUCGAAGCUAACGUUACUUCGUCAACUUUACUCCUCGCUCGCUUGAUUCCUAGCGAGUCUGAACGCUCAGCCUCCAGUUGACUUUAAAUCACCCAGAGACUAUGGUGCAGGUCUUUGUCCCGUGGUUUCUCGCGAGAGAGGACGGUGUUUAGUACUUAAUGGUGGUCGUGUUGGCUUGUGACCUGCACGCGCCUGUCAUACCUUCUGCAAAGAAGCGUGACACCGCUGCAGUACGUUUUCUAACACGAUGGUGGAAAGAGAGGCAACUUUGUUGAGAAAAAUGGAGAUAAAUGUGACUGAGGCGGAGAAGCGAACAGGGAAGAACACGGUGAACAUGCAGGAAACCUACACCGUCUACCUCAUAGAAACACGGUCAGCUGAAACCGUUCCAGAGGGGGGUACUCCCGCAACACCUGACUCUUUGUGGAGACGCUACAGUGAGUUUGAGUUGCUCAGAACAUACCUCCUGGUCACCUACCCCUACAUCAUCAUACCGCCACUACCAGAGAAGAGGGCAGAGUUUGUGUGGCACAAAAUGUCGGCUGACAACCUCGACCCAGACUUUGUUGAGCGACGGAGAGUCGGCCUGGAAAACUUCCUGCUUCGUGUUGCAUCACAUCCUGUCCUUUACAAUGACAAAAUCUUCUUCCUCUUUCUGACAGAGGAGAAAGAAUGGAGGGAGGUGGUUUUGGAGACAGGCUUCCAAGACAAGGUUGACUCCAGACUAAAGUCUCUGAGUGCCAUGUUCAGAGUCAAGAACCCUGACGAGCGAUUCACAGAACUGAAGCACUACAGUGAUGAACUGAACUCUGUCAUUUCUCAGUUACUGAGGGUGCGGGCGAAAGUAGCUGACAGACUGUAUGGAGUUUACAAGGUCCAUGGUAACUACGGCAGAGUCUUCAGUGAGUGGAGUGCGAUUGAAAAAGAGAUGGGGGAUGGAUUGCAGAGUGCGGGCCACCACAUGGACACGUUUGCUGCAUCGAUAGAUGACAUUCUGGAGGAAGAGGAGCACUAUGCUGACCAACUGAAAGAAUACCUCUUCUAUGCUGAAGCUGUCAGGUCCGUGUGCAGGAAACAUGAGCUGCUCCAGUAUGAAUUGGAGAUGGUAGCUCAGGACCUCGUCAGUAAGAAACAACAGAAAGAAGAGCUGGCUACCGGGACAGUGCGUGUCUUUUCUCUGAAGGGGAUGACCAGUAAACUGUUCGGCCAAGAGAGCCAAGAGCAGAGGGAGAGCAGGAUGGCCGCCCUGGAGCAGAGCACCCGUGAGGGCGAGGAAGCGCUCAAGGAAAAGAACACAGAGUGCCGAGAGUUUGUGCGAACGGCUUGGAAAGACAUCGGACGUUUUAAGGAACAGAAGGACAGAGAUUUGCGUGAAGCACUAAUUAGCUACGCCAUCAUGCAGGUCAGCAUGUGUAAGAAGGGAAUCCAGGUGUGGUCCAAUGCCAAGGAGUGUUUCAACAAAAUGUGAGCCCCUUUCCAGCCAAUCACAACAGCAAUCUGAUUGUUCCGAGUGGGAUCAUCAGCCAAUUGUUAAACUGAAGUCUUACGAAGAUUGACCAUGGCAGCCAAAAAUACUGUCCUCACGCUGAAUAAUUCUGCUUCUCUUUCACUCACACACACACACACACACUUAUUUAGAAAAGGCUUAGAGUUAUUUAGUGGAUCCAUGCCACAUGUCCAAUACUUUUUCCUCCUCUGUCGCACAGCUCACAGUGUCAGAGGAAAAUCCUGCACUAAUAAUGCACGAUCGAUGCACAUUGGGACAUGGCUUUGCCACGUAUUUCAGUUAUUCCUUACUUCCCAAAUGUAGCAGAACUGUGCAAUGAGAUAAAAGGACAGGCGUUAGGGAAUCCGUCUGAGAUCUGUUGCCAGGAAUUAUUUCCAGAAGAAUGCGCCUACCACUAUGUCUUCUCGGCCUCAAGUAAGAGGCCCGUAAAUAUAAAUAUAUUUGGAGAUUUAUCAGAAACCAAAAAAUCAAAUUGUAAAGCAAGGGAACAUGGACCACUUCCUUUUCUUCUUUUUCCAGAAAUAUGUGUUUUGUAUACAUGUUAUUAAUCGAUAGCCGACCAAAGUGCUUAUGACCCAGUACUAGUCUGUAUAGUGCAGAUCACAGGUGGGGGAGCACAGGAGAGGUGUGGUUUUGGUAAUUGAUAAGAGUUUGUUUGUGCCAAAAGCGAAGAGCCAUGAGUAAGAGCAAAGUCACAAAGUCCUCAGUGUUUUGGUUACAGUAGAGUCUCUUUUUUUAUUAAUCUCCUUAAUGGAGACUUUCUUCUUUUGUAAGGACCUAAACAUGGCGCCACCACGAACUACCUGAGCUACCAAGUGCAACCAUGAAUGUUGUUAAAAGCAACACACUUAAAGCUCAGCAGUUGAGCAGCUUCUUUGCUUUCAAUCUCUACAGCGUUGAUAUGAACAUUGGCCUCUUAAAACAAAUUAGUUUGACCCUUACUGCCUCACAUCUUUGUUUGAUAUUGAGUUAUUGCACUAAAUAAUAGACCUGACUUCCAAGCCUGAGGUCAAUGUUUAUGACCAAAUGGUGGUAAUCUGUAACUACAGAUAAGUUGGAUCCUCAUGUAGCUCAAUAAAUAUGAUACACAAUACAUGUUGUAAUCUUGUUUCCUUAAUAUGAUAUCUACCCGAGGAGGGAAGAUUGGUGCUUUCUGUCGUCUGAAGCUGCCUUUUCAGGAUAAACGAUCCUGAAAUAAUCCCAAAUUAAUGCUCUAUGGAUGUUUUUUUACAAUGAACGUGUUCAAUGAGAGUUUGUGUUCAUGUUUAUGUACUCGUGACUAGACACUAAUAAAUAUCAUAGCUUUUUCAACUA
This is a messenger RNA of Pseudoliparis swirei, 3156 nucleotides long. Its product is annotated as sorting nexin-4-like. Gene Ontology annotation, biological process: protein transport. Gene Ontology annotation, molecular function: phosphatidylinositol binding. NCBI's taxonomy places the organism in Eukaryota, Metazoa, Chordata, Actinopteri, Perciformes, Liparidae. The coding region runs from base 583 to 1803 and encodes 406 amino acids. The record is from RefSeq and is a predicted model, not a curated record. The transcript is spliced from 14 exons.